Helobdella robusta is the source of this 495-nucleotide messenger RNA. RefSeq lists its product as hypothetical. The transcript has 3 exons. The record is from RefSeq and is a predicted model, not a curated record. NCBI's taxonomy places the organism in Eukaryota, Metazoa, Annelida, Clitellata, Rhynchobdellida, Glossiphoniidae. The coding region runs from base 1 to 495 and encodes 164 amino acids.
AUGCGUACAACUGUCAUGCAACAUAUGUUCUUCGCAUUCUCGCUAGAUUGGUCGUCGUGGAGCUACUUUACCGAUGUUAUCAAAGACGACAACACCACCAACAACAACAACAUUAAAAACAUCAACACUAUCAGCAGAAACAACUUUAGAAACAUCAACAACACAAACAUUAGAAACAUCAACAACAACAACUACAACAACAUUAAAAACAUCAACACUAUCAGCAGAAACAACUUUAGAAACAUCAACAACACAAACAUUAGAAACAUCAACAACAACAACUACAACAACAUUAAAAACAUCAACACUAUCAGCAGAAACAACUUUAGAAACAUCAACAACACAAACAUUAGAAACAUCAACAACAACAACUACAACAACAUUAAAAACAUCAACAAAAACACAAUUCACAUCAUCGACAAUUUAUCAACGUCAACAAAACCAUUUAAACAAUUCACACCGAACCAAGAUAUUCUCAAACUUCUUGGCAAAUAA